CGUGCCGUGCACUUUGUGAAACGGAACGGAGAAUAUAUUUUUGUCGUGGCGAGAGCUCAAACGAGUGCGAGAGGGAGAGAGCCCGAGAGUGUGUGACAGAGAAGCAGCGAAAAUCUGUGCGUGUACGAGAAAUCGAUAACAGCAGCUGAAGUGACAGAAGAAGAAGACGAAAAGGCAGUGGAGUAAUCGAAAGCGUGUGUGUGUCGGCGAAUGGAUUUGUUUUAAUGGAAAAUCCAAAGGGAAUGUGCUACAGAGGAAAACUCUUCAAGUUACAACGCAAUUGCUUUGAGACCCCAUUGAAAGAGGCUGCUAGGAGUAAGUAUUGAGAAUAGACAGGAAGAUGCACCUGCAAAACACGCACAACACAAUGGAAUCACACGCCGCUAUGGAUGCCACAUCCCCAGCUUCCCGGGAUGUCCGGCAGUUUCAUGAUCUGAUAACGUGCCGACUUUGUCGCGGUUAUAUGAUCGAUCCAACCACCGUGGAUUACUGCUAUCAUACCUAUUGCCGGAGUUGCAUACUAAAGCACCUGCUGCGAGCGGUUUACUGUCCGGAAUGUAAAGCCAGCGGUGGAAAGGAAAUCAAUGAAUUGAAUCUGAAAUCGGAUGAUACGUUGCGAUCGCUGAUCUAUAAGCUAGUGCCGGGACUCUAUCAAAGGGAGUGCAAGGAGCUGGCAGAAUUCAAGGAUCAGCACGAUUUGGUGGAUGAACAAACGACUGAUGAACAGGAGUUCUUCACCACCACGGAACUUAUAAGCUUAUCCCUGGAAUACCAUCCCGCCAUGCUGCGUCAGUGUGGUCCUGGCGAGGUGCCGCCCACUAUUUACCUGCAAUGUGCCGCCGGAUUACCUGUGGAGCUACUGAAAAGGUUCCUCUGCUCCAAGUACAACAUAGAGACGGACAAUGGUCUGGUGGAAGUGGAGGUGACCUACAAGGAUGAGGUACUGCCUUCCAAUUUCACCCUGAUGGAUGUAGCCUACUGUUACAACUGGAGCCGGGAAUCGCCCAUGGCUUUCUGCUACCGGAUUCUGCUUUACGACAACGAGCAAGCAAAAAACGAUGAGAACAACCUAUCCAGGAUUAACCAGGACAUUGAACCAGAGCAUUCGGUACGUCGCUCCAAGUCGGCCAAAUCGGUGACCUUUGCCGAGGACCUGGAAUCGGAAAUAGACUCCGGUUCUCCGCGUUCCAAGGUGCGGUGUAAGACUCCGCCAAAAGUUUCUCCCUCGUCGAAAAACAAACGAUUGACGUCGAGUAAACGGGAUGCGGAACCUGAAAGUCCGGUGAGCAACUUCAAAAGUCUGCGAAGCAACGACAUGCGGUACAGUGAUUACGCCGUGUCCAAAGUUAAAAGUGAACCGGAACAAGAGCAGUUCCUAUUGCCGAGAGAACGGGAACAACAGCCACUGGAGGCCAACACUAAUAUAGUGGUCAGCAUUCCACCCUCGCAGCUCAGAAAGUCCUACGUUGAUGCCGAGGAUUUUGAGCUGAAGACAGCAAAUCGAAAGGGAGUGGGCCAUUUGCCCAAACUGAAGAUCGAACUGAACAGCAUGAAGAGCAAGCUGAGUAUGCCAUUAUCGGCGGGUCCGCGACUGGAGGAUACCUCCUGCUCCUCAACUUUCUCGGCUCAACAACUCGAUCUGGAGACCUACGCCAAGAACAUUGGCCUGAAGCCCAUUGAGCAGCCUUUGCAGCAGAGUGCAUCCAAUCCCGAUAGCAAAUACAGUCCCAAUGCCUCGCCCAUGUCCUCGUGCUCCAGUUCGACCAACGGAUCCAGCGGCAGUCUGGGCACUGCCGAUGCCAGUACAUCGACCAGCACGUCCGGUUCCCAUCGCAAGCGCAAGAAGAAGCACUCCAAGGAGCCAAAGGAUGCGAAUGGCAAGCGGAAAAAGUUGCACGCUGAGAUCAGCUCGCAAACGGAUGGGAAAAUGAAGGUUAAGAUUACAGCCAAACCCAAUCAUAAGUUGGAUUUCAAGAGGUCCCAUUCACUGGCCAGUGGAGAGUUGGAUCUGCAGAAGUUGAAACUGGACAGUACUAGCACUUCCGAGGCUCUGAAUCGCACAUUGGGCGAGGAGGCGCGGAGUAUCAACAGCCUGGUGGUGGGUGGAGCACCCACACCGCCGCCCACGCCCACCGCCGAACCAGAAAAGCAGCAGCAGCAACAACAACCACAACAACAACAGCAGCAGCAGCAACAGCAGUUUGUGGUGCUGCCAAAAAUAAAGGAUCUAACCUUGCCCACAUCGCCACCUCUGCCGCCCAGUUUAUUCAAAGCCUAUACACCCAGCACGACGCCAACUGCUCCACUUACGGUGCCCGGCGGAAAGCCCAAGCAGCAGCAACAGCAAAUGCCACAGCAACCUCAAGCUGUACUACAGCAAAGCCUGGCUAAAACGAACCCCGCCAAACCGCCGCUGAGUAGCAACAAUAAUCGCAAGCCAAACAGUGGACACUUUGCGGUGCCACAGGCACCAACCCACCGGAAUAUGUACCACAUGCAACGCUACCAGUCCACACCCAGUUCGAUUGCCAGUGCGGCCAACAAGAUGCCAAAGCGAUCCAUGUCCCUGGACGAAUCGCAUCCGGCCAAGCAGGCGAGAUUGAGCCAGGCUCAGGCGAUGGCCAGCAGUUAUGCGGCCAAGCUGCAUAUGCAGACUACCAACCAGGCCAAAAGUCAGGCGGCCGCCUUUCUGCCCAAUCCCCAGAUGCGAUCCUAUGGUCUUCCCGACCUGGGCAGCAAGCCAACGCUGCCACUGUUGUGCCCGGCCAACAGUUCGAGCCAAGUGACGAUUACGCCAAGGCCCAGAGCCACACCGUCGAUUUAUUCCUUCUCGGAGCCAAAUAUCCAUGUGCCUGCACUGGAAAUAGUGCGAUUGCCGGUGAAUAAGCAGAGUGCAGGAGGCAAGGGUCUAACGAUGCCACCUCUUAGCCCGCCGGCAACAUCCAGUGCCCGCCUGAUGGGACCACCAGCGGCUCUGCCCAAACAGGCUGGAGGACAUGGUGCGGCCAAGCGGAGCUGCCAAAUGCCGACAAUGCCAAUGCCGUUGCCGCUGCCGCUGCCCAUGCCGAUGACCACGAUUCCGGCGAUUGUCAAGUCGCCACCACUGUCAGUUGCGCUCAGUGGCCAGAGGAACAACAAGGGCAACUCCUCGAACUCAAAUGCUUAUCGCACAUCACCGCCUGCAUUAAUAAAUCUGCGCAACACAGCCGCUCCACAGCACUCGUUUCCAUCAAAGUCGAGCCCAAAGGUGGAAGCCAAUUCAAAGAAAUCCCCGCCAGCAGCUGGCUGCCAAGGCAAAACCAAUGGCACUGCCGCAUUGGACAAGUCCAAAACGAGUUUGCGCGAGUUUCGGCCAGCAGUGCAGGCGGCUGUAACAGCAACAGCAACCACAUCGGCCACCACUGCAGCGGAAGCAGGAGCAGGAGCAGGAACAGGAACAGCAUUAGCCAAGGAUGCCGAUAUACUUGAUUUAUCAGCUAACCCGGGAAGGAGCAACAAUGACGCCAAAUUGGCGCCCAACUCACAGCCCGCUGGCAACAACAACAACAAUAAUAACAACAACAAUAAUAAUAACAAUAACAACAGCACAAGCAACAGCCUGGAGGCCGCCUUAAACAAAAUCAAACAGAAUAUAUCGGCGAACAGCAAUGGUGGACCAUCGACCACUUCUGGCGGUAACUCGAAUGGUACAACCAACGGCGACGAUCUACAGAAUCUGCAUAUGCUCUCGGAAUCGGCAACGGCCAGGGAGAAGAUCUCCAUAAAGGCCGCCAGCAGUGGAAAUGGCAGUGGUAGCACUAGUAGUUCCGCUAAACCCAAGAAUGCCAAUGCAUUGGUAAGACCACAGAAUGCCUCAGUUAGGAGCAUACCCAAUCCAUCGGCUUUGGCAUUCCGCAAUCAGCCAGCUGCUGCCAGCACGGCAGCCAGCAUUAGUAAACCGUUGACAGUUAGUGCUGAGGAAAAGAUGAAGGUUUCCACCAGCAAUCCGGGAUCACUGAGCCCCACUAACACGGGCAGUGGCUGCUCAAGCGGCAGCUCUGGAUGCAGUGCGGCCACCUCGCCGCGGGCAAUGACCAAGAAGCCCACGACAAUCGACCAAGUGGCGGCCAAUUUGAAUAUCCGCGCCGAGGCCAAGGCCGCCGCUCUCGCCGAGGAGGCACCACCCGUUCUCAGUUCCAAUGCGGCCAAAUCCCCGGAGUUGGCCAAAACGACGACAACGGUUGCGUUGAGGCCAGAGCCCAAGGAGACGCCCAUCACUGUUUCGGCGGCCAGCACUCUGCUGACCAUCCCGUCUGCGGUUUCCAGUGUGUCCGCAGUGCCGGAAUCCAUGGCCAAGCCACCCGUACAGAUUGCCAAUGCUCCGGUGGCGAGUUCCGCUUAGUCACAAGCGUUUCUUUGGCUGUGCGGAACGCAAAUGUAUCUUGUGGCGCCGCUGGAGAAUCUGCGAAAUACCGACAGCAACUGAGGUGAUGAAAAACCGUAUAAACAACUCCUAUGGCGCAAGUUUUCCAACCUCGCUCCCGAAGAAGAAGUGCAAUUUAAUCAACCAGUAGAAUGGAUCAUCGUAAGCCUUAGAACUAAACCGAACAACACUGAGCAAUAUCUACAACGCAGUGGAAUGUAUCUGUUGGAUGCGAAAACCGCAUCAUUUGCAUACAUAUAUGCAAACAUUUGCAAUCGAAUUAGUACGCGACUAAAUAAAUAAUCCAAGCAAAUUUCAAAAAUGCCAGCAACAAAAUUCAUUAAUAAUAACCCAACUGAGAGAAAGAGAGAAGCGCGAGGAGGAGAAUAAUAAUAAUCAAACGCGCUGGCGUUCGCUGGCAUUUUCGAAAGCCGGCAAAAGCAACAACAAAAUUAAUUAUAAAAUAUCAACAGCAAAUAUGUGUUAAACCGCGAUAAGGUCAGACGAACACAAACACAUGCCUUUAGUAGAUAGAUCUUCGGUUGGCCUUUUGCUUUUUGGGGAAAGUCCAAGCGUAAGCAAGAGAAAAAAACUCUACUAAUAAAUAGCAAAAUUAAUUUCAAAUGCGCGAUAGUAAAAGAGUUUAUUUUCGAGAAAACCCAAGAAGAGGAAAAACCACAAACCGAUUCGAAAACGGAAAUCGCAUCAGGAAUAUUUGAUUACGCACACACACUGAGUGCCGAAAGUGUUUGGCCCACACCCUGCGGAAAAACUGCCACGAAGUGUGAAAAUUCGGAGGUAGUGUUGGUGGUGGUGGGCUAGCUAGCUAGCUGCUAGAUUUUUCGAAAGGAACACACUCAGUCGCGUAUAGCGAAAGAUACAGCCCCGAUACCCGAUACACACACUCACGUUCCUCAUCGGGGCGAUAAAAUUUUAACGAUUUUGCGCCGCUUUGAGCGAGCGUGUCAGGCAUAAAGAUACAAAACAAUACUUGGGCAUAUAUAAACAAAAGCAAACAAAGCGGAAUGAAAAUAAUGAAAAUAACAAACUCGCACUGGCACAAUGCGUAUAUUUCUAUACAUAUACCCAAAUCAAUAUAAACACAUAUUUAUAUAUAUAUAAAUAUAUCUUGUAGAUACCUUGUCGCAUUAGUUGUUUAAGCGAGUUACGUUUAAUUGCAGCACGAAUUUUGUACAUAAAUUUAAAAAUCGAAGCCAGGCAAAAACAAAACAAGAUGCCAACCCAGCACUUGGAAAUGAAUUUUAAUUUUUUAGAGCUUCGACCAAAUGAAAUACCAUACACAUAAACACGAACAACACACACGUAUUAUGCAAAUAUUGAUAAACUUCUUCUUAUAUUUACGAUAUUCGUACACUCGAAAAAGGCUUUAGAUUUUCGUACAUUUAUUCUCAACUUGCUCUUAGCUGAUAUUUUUUUGUUUUUGUUAUCUUGUAUAUGGUCUGUACAUAUUUUAAGCAAAGAUUUAACUUUAAAGUUUAUAAGGGGAGCAAUAGAACCCUGAAUUAUAUGAGUUUCUUAGAGGAAUAGCUGGAUUUUUUAGAAUAAGUACAUGGUGGCAGAUCCACCCCAUUGUUUAUUCGUAUCCGUAUCUUUUUGUUGCAACCCCUGUCUGCUGGCAGCAUCCCCCUCAUGAUCGGCGAAAAAUUAACAUAAUUUCCAGGCAAUCAAACAAAUUGAAGGCCUCGGAUCGACCUCCAGCUAUUCCAAUAAUAACUUUGGCUCGACUCCUGAUUGUUGUAUAUUUAUUUAUUCCUAUUAUCGAAAUAUAUACAUUAAAUAUAUAUAUCUAGUUGUAUAUGCGAGGAAAGGCUCGACUUAUUUAAGCUGAUAUUGUACUGUUCGGACACCUUAACUAAAUAAACCUAUGAAUACUUAAAUAUAACGCAUAUAUAUAUGUUUAGAAAUCUGAUUGUAUGCACAUCUGUAUGUAAUACUGUUAGAAAACCCUCGAAAUGUAAUCCAAAAACAAACACACACACCCCCACACACACUAAGUUAAAUUAGCUGAUUUUCAAAAACAAUAAAAACAUGAAAAUGGAACACAGUGUAUAACAAA
Messenger RNA from Drosophila sechellia, 6479 nucleotides. RefSeq names its product Suppressor of zeste 2 (gene Su(z)2). The coding region runs from base 341 to 4381 and encodes 1346 amino acids. NCBI's taxonomy places the organism in Eukaryota, Metazoa, Arthropoda, Insecta, Diptera, Drosophilidae. The transcript has 6 exons. The record is from RefSeq and is a predicted model, not a curated record. Gene Ontology annotation, molecular function: promoter-specific chromatin binding; metal ion binding. Gene Ontology annotation, biological process: negative regulation of transcription by RNA polymerase II. Gene Ontology annotation, cellular component: PRC1 complex.